CUUUUAGAAUUUCUUACAGAAUACUAGAAAGAAAUAAGUAAAAAAGGGAGAUUUAUUUUAGGAUGGACGAUUUCAUAAUACAAAAUAUAUAUUGCUUCAAAUACAAAAUAAUUAGCCAAAAUGAAAAAAAAAUACUUAAAAUAUAUGGUUACAAUAAAUUAGAUACAUGUAAUAAUUUAAAUGACAAGACCAUAUAUUAUAUAGUCCAAGAUUUAUUACCACAAACAGAAAUAGCGCAUAGAGGAAAGAAAAGAAACUGUACCUUCUCUGCAUAUAAUUGUUUGUAAGCCCCGACCAUACAUCAACGACACAGUCUCUCUAUAUGUCUCUUUCGAGUUUCAUAAACCUCCCUUCUAUGGCGGCAGCACUCUCAUCAAUCGCCGUAACACUCAAACCACUCAACUGCUCUUUCUCUUCCUCUAACUCUCGCCUCAGUCACCACCCUAUCUCCGCCGCCGUUUUCCCACCGUCUCUCAGAUUCAACACCUUUCGAAGAUGUAAGAACAUCACCAUCUGUUUUGUCAUUGAAGAUCAGAAACAAAGCUGUCCCGACAUCUUGACGACGUCGAGGCUUGAGAAAGAGGAGAGGAAGAAGUCGGAGAGAUUCACUUAUCUAAUCGCUGCUAUGAUGUCGAGCUUCGGCAUUACUUCCAUGGCAAUCAUGUCCGUUUACUACCGAUUUUAUUGGCAAAUGAAGGGAGGUGAGGUACCAGUAUCAGAAAUGUUUGGUACAUUUGCUUUCUCAAUUGGUGCCGUCGUUGGGAUGGAAUUCUGGGCAAGAUGGGCUCAUGAAGCUCUCUGGCACACUUCGUUGUGGAACAUGCAUGAGUCUCAUCACAAACCUCGAGAAGGAGCGUUUGAGUUAAACGAUGUGUUUGCUAUAAUAAACGCGGUUCCUGCGAUUGCUCUUCUUUACUAUGGAUUCUUCAAUAAAGGACUUGUUCCGGGUCUCUGCUUCGGUGCGGGACUAGGAAUAACAGUGUUUGGAAUGGCCUAUAUGUUCGUUCACGAUGGACUUGUGCACAAGAGAUUCCCUGUAGGUCCCAUUGCCAAUGUCCCUUACUUUCGGAAGGUCGCCGCCGCUCACCAGCUACACCACACAGACAAAUUCAAAGGUGUACCAUAUGGGUUGUUUCUUGGACCCAAGGAAGUGGAAGAAGUAGGAGGCAAGGAAGAGUUGGAGAAAGAGAUAAGUAGGAGAAUCAAAUCGUACAACAAGGUUUCCACCUCUUAAUUGCUUUAGACCCAGUUUUACCUUUUUGUUCUUUUUUCUUGAUCUGGUAUUAUUUGUUGAGUUGAAGUUAAUUAAAAAAUAAGUAGGGAAGAUUCGGGCUAAUUGGCCUUUUGAGUUACAAAUUUGAAAUGACUGAAAUAUAACAAAGGCCCUUUUUCAUUUGCAA
Molecule: messenger RNA, 1400 nt
Organism: Brassica napus (rape)
Lineage: Eukaryota; Viridiplantae; Streptophyta; Magnoliopsida; Brassicales; Brassicaceae
Product: beta-carotene 3-hydroxylase 2, chloroplastic-like
Exons: 7
Coding region: 323-1234 (303 amino acids)
Biological process (GO): xanthophyll biosynthetic process; carotene metabolic process
Cellular component (GO): chloroplast
Molecular function (GO): beta-carotene 3-hydroxylase activity; iron ion binding
Source: RefSeq, a predicted model, not a curated record